Molecule: messenger RNA, 602 nt
Organism: Laetiporus sulphureus 93-53
Lineage: Eukaryota; Fungi; Basidiomycota; Agaricomycetes; Polyporales; Laetiporaceae
Product: FeS cluster assembly scaffold IscU
Exons: 4
Coding region: 51-602 (183 amino acids)
Biological process (GO): intracellular iron ion homeostasis; iron-sulfur cluster assembly
Cellular component (GO): cytoplasm; mitochondrial matrix
Molecular function (GO): ferrous iron binding; 2 iron, 2 sulfur cluster binding
Source: RefSeq, a predicted model, not a curated record
GGCCGAACGCGUUCGUCUCCCCCUCGCAAGGCCGCUCGCAUACCCACACAAUGUUCCGCUCAUCCCUCACCAAAACCGUUCUCAACGCUACUCCCCGCACCAGCCGCGUUGUCGCUCGGCCGCUUGCACGCGGAUACCACGAGAAAGUGAUUUCGCACUACGAGCAGCCCAGGAAUGUGGGAUCAUUGCCCAAGAACGACGUUGAUGUCGGCACAGGACUCGUCGGUGCACCUGCAUGCGGCGAUGUCAUGAAGCUGCAAAUUCGGGUUGAUGAGAACGGUGUUAUCUCGGACGUGAAGUUCAAGACGUUCGGCUGCGGCAGUGCUAUUGCAUCUAGCUCAUACAUGACCGAGCGGGUUAAGGGACUGUCGCUGGAGGAGGCGGAAAAGAUCAAGAACACAGAGAUAGCGAAGGAGCUGUGCCUCCCGCCUGUAAAGCUUCAUUGUUCGAUGCUCGCAGAGGAUGCUAUUAGGUCCGCCAUUCGUGAUUACCGGUCAAAGCGCACGAAGGUGUCCAACCCGAAACAGGCCGGUUACAUCGACGUCUCUCAAAGCUCGGCGACAGGCGAAACCGUGGCAACAGCCCAUGCUCCGUCUGCGUAA